Messenger RNA from Xiphias gladius (swordfish), 1827 nucleotides. RefSeq names its product 5-hydroxytryptamine receptor 1E. Bases 537 to 1667 code for a protein of 376 amino acids. The transcript has 3 exons. Gene Ontology annotation, molecular function: G protein-coupled receptor activity. Lineage: Eukaryota; Metazoa; Chordata; Actinopteri; Istiophoriformes; Xiphiidae. Gene Ontology annotation, biological process: adenylate cyclase-activating adrenergic receptor signaling pathway. The record is from RefSeq and is a predicted model, not a curated record. Gene Ontology annotation, cellular component: membrane.
CGGCGGAGCGACGUGGGAACCCGGCUCAUGAAGUUCACCUGCUCGCUCCCCACCGGCGGCCGCACGACAGGUGACACGGUCCGCGGACUCACGCGUGGGCAUCAGAAGUUUGUUCUGCAUCAUGUGAGAAGAGCUGGAGAGACGCUGCUGCUCUGAGCAACAGGAGCCAAAGACAGACCCCGCAUCUGUGUUUGAUUCUUACUUAAGACACGCGGGAUCGGAGCAGUUGAGAAACGGACACUCGGUGACAGAACAUGAAUGGACAACGGAACAAGUAUGAAAUUGUGAAUGAAACGUGACUCAUUGAGACUAAAUGUUAACCAGCAGCCACUUCCAGGCCAUUUCCAAGUUGCUACUCUUCACUGCUAUUAUCCUGGUUUUAUAACCACGACGUCGUCUGACAGAAUCACCAGAGACAUAAGUUAAAGACAACGGCUGUGCUAUGAUUUCAGACUGAUCUUUGACCCUCGAGAGAACACUGUCUCCCUAGGAGUGAUUCCAGGGAGGGAGCAACCAGCCCCGGUCCAGGGGUAGAAAUGGAGAGCUACCCAGGGUGGAGCACCACUGGACCCAACAUCACAAACUGCACCGGUCUACCUGCCAGCAGCCUGCGGGCGGUCCAUUUCACAGACAGGAUGGCAGCUGUGGUGGUUGUACUCGGCCUCAUCACCCUCCUCACUGCGCUCAUCAAUGGCGCUGUCAUCAUCGCCAUCUGCACCACCAAGAAGCUCCACUUGCCUGCCAACUACCUCAUCUGUUCUCUGGCUGUCACAGACUUCCUGGUGGCACUCCUCGUGAUGCCCAUCAGCAUCCUCUACAUCACAACGAAGACGUGGUCCCUGGGUCAGGUUGUGUGCGAGAUGUGGUUGAGUGUGGACAUGACCUGCUGCACCUGCUCCAUCCUGCACCUGUGCGUUAUAGCCCUGGACCGGUACUGGGCCAUUACCAAAGCAAUUGAGUACGCCCGCAAGAGGUCACCCCGUCGCGCUGCCAUCAUGGUGGGAAUAGUCUGGGUCAUCUCAGUUUUCAUAUCCAUGCCACCCUUAUUCUGGAGGCAGAGGCCCAGCACUGGUAACCUCCAACAGUGCAUCAUAGAGCAUGACCACCUGGGCUACACUAUAUACUCUACGUUCGGGGCAUUUUACAUCCCCAUGAUCGUCAUUCUUAUCUUAUACUACAGGAUUUACAACGCUGCCAAGACACUUUACCAGAAACGUGGCUCUUCUCGGCACCUCAGCAGUCGCAGCAUGGGCAGUCAGAACUCUGUAGACCAUUGCCGUGUCUCCCACACAUUUUGUGUGUCAGAUUCGUCGAAUUCGGAUCCCACGCUGGCUACUGAUAAACUCAACACCACCAUCCGCAUCCCAUCAUUUGAAACGGACAUGGACGGGCAGGAUGAGAAGAACCAGAUAUGUACCUCACGUGAGAGGAAAGCAGCACGAAUCCUCGGCCUCAUCCUUGGAGCUUUCAUAAUCUGCUGGCUGCCUUUCUUUUUAAAGGAGCUUCUGGUGGGUCUGCAAGUUUUACAGCCUUCUCAGCUUAUCUCGGACUUCCUGACCUGGCUGGGGUAUAUCAAUUCUCUCAUCAAUCCCCUGCUGUACACCAGCUUUAAUGAUGAUUUCAAGCUGGCUUUUAAAAAGCUACUCAAGAGAAAAGAGCAUGCAUAGGACUGAGGUUAAAAACACCAAAUGGAAUAUAUAUAUAUACUUUAAUUUUAUUCGCAGCUAUCUACUGGCAAUAUGCAGUGUUCUGUUGUGCUCCACUAGAAAAAAAGUUUCAUCUCAACAAACGGUUGAAUUUUUUAAAUAAAAGAAUUCUUUAUAACUA